UUUCUGUCUAGUGCAGCAGCAUGUGGCCACUACCACUACCAACUGCUCUGCUACUUUUAGUUUCUUCUGACAUUGGAGCCGGUCUCCAAAAGGCUGUGGUGACCCUAGACCCUGAAUGGGUCAGGGUGCUCGAGGAAGAUAAUGUGACCCUCAGGUGCCAGGGCACCUACUCACCCGAGGACAAUUCUACCAAGUGGUUCCACAACGGAAGCCUCAUCUCACACCAGAGCGCCAACUACUUCAUUGGAACUGCCAGAGUAAAGGACAGUGGAGAGUACAAGUGCCAAACGGCCCUCUCCAUGCCCAGUGAGCCGGUGAAACUUGAAGUCCGUAUAGGCUGGCUGGUGCUUCAGACCACUCAGUCGCCUGAGUUCCAGGAGGGGGACACCAUUCGGCUGAAUUGCCACAGCUGGAGAAAUAAACGUGUGCAUAAAGUCACCUAUUUACAGAACGGCAGAGGCAAGAAAUAUUUCCAUGAGAAUACUGAACUCCACAUUCCAGAAGCUACACAAAAGGACAGUGGCUCCUACUUCUGCAGAGGGAUGAUUGGACGAAACAACAAGUCUUCAGAGACUUUAAGAAUCACUGUAGAGUCGACAUCGCUGUCCGUCCCACCGUGGCCUCAAAUCACUUUCUGCUUGCUGAUAGGACUCUUGUUUGCCAUAGACACAGUGCUGUAUUUCUCUAUGCAGAGGGGUCUUCGAAGUUCACUGGCAGUCUAUGAGGAACCCAAGUUGCACUGGAGCAAGGAACCUCAGGACAAGUGAGCCCUUGUCUCAUCGAGUGCUAAGAGCAACGAUGUAGCGCCUAUGAACCUCUCUGUGGACUUGCAACCUCAUUAUCCGCACUGGGCAUCAAGCACUGAGCAGCAGGAAUAAUACAAAGAAAGGCCCCUCCCCUCCUCCCCAACUUGGUUUUCUUUUUGUCUCCAAAGAACCAUCUCAGGGGAAAGGAAAAGCUUCAGAUCCUAAAAGGCCAACAGUGAAGCAUCAGAGAGUAGGUAGCUGACCUCCGGAGACGUGAUGCUGCAGAGUUGUAUUAUGCUUUCUCUGUCCCAAACAUUCCCUCAUAGCAAAGCAGCAGCCUGGGCUCUGAGUGGCGACCCUUU
Messenger RNA from Onychomys torridus (southern grasshopper mouse), 1108 nucleotides. RefSeq names its product low affinity immunoglobulin gamma Fc region receptor IV-like. The transcript is spliced from 5 exons. NCBI's taxonomy places the organism in Eukaryota, Metazoa, Chordata, Mammalia, Rodentia, Cricetidae. The record is from RefSeq and is a predicted model, not a curated record. Gene Ontology annotation, molecular function: transmembrane signaling receptor activity. Gene Ontology annotation, biological process: cell surface receptor signaling pathway; regulation of immune response. Bases 21 to 767 code for a protein of 248 amino acids.